AUGCCUAGGUCAGCACAGGAUGUCUCAGUAGCUAUUCGGACGCUUACAAGCGGUGCCGAUGUUUGGGAAGACAAAUGCCAGUUCGCCAUCCGGGGAGGUGGCCACACUCCAUUCAAGGGUGCUGCAAACAUGGAAAACGGCAUCGUUAUCGACCUCAAAAACCUACCUGCUGCAGGUAUCUCGACGGACCACAAGACCAUUACAGUCAGCCCCAGCCAAACUUGGGACCAGAUCACAGAGCAGCUUGACCCCUAUAAUUUGAGCACUCUUGGUGCCCGAGUUGCCGGUGUUGGUGUGGGUGGCGCAGUUCUCAGCUGCGGAACCUCCUUCUUCUCCGCUCGCUAUGGGUUUAUUUGUGAUAUGGUCGAACAGUUUGAGGUGGUACUCGCAAAUGGAGACAUUGUUUAUGCAAACGCCAACCAGCACUCCGAUCUCUGGAAGGCCCUUAGGGGCGGUUCCAAUAACUUUGGCGUUGUCACAUCCAUUACUAUGAAGACCUUCAGCCAGGGCAGGUUCUGGGGUGGUCAGACUUUUCACGACAUCUCAACCCGAAAGGAGCAUUUCAAAGCACAUGAGGACCUCGCAUCAAUGCAUCCUUAUGAUCCAUACGUUCAUUACAUUAACAAUCUGAUUCUCAAUAACGCGACAAAAAGCUGGUUCAUUGGCAACAGCUUGCAGUACACCAAAAGCGACCCCCCCGUUGCUGAACCUGAGGUGUUCAAACCUCUCCUCGCCAUCGAGCAGACUGCGCUCUUUCCUGGCGGCCCUACCAAUACUAUUCGUAUUGACAAUGUUACUUCAAUUUCUCGCGAGUAUGCCGCUCUCGCCACGUACCCUAAGCGCUGGCUCUUUGCCACUGUCAGCUUUGCCCCUUCUGCGGCUAUGAUGGAGGAAUUCUUCCAAAUGGCAGACAAGGCUUUCACAUCCUUAAUCGAACUUGACGGCUUCAUGGUGUCCAUGGCCUACCAGCCUGUCCCAAGUGUCAUGUCUGAGCGCAAUGGUGCCGUGGACUCUCUCGGACCAAUUCAGACGCAGGGAAACCUCAUCUACAUUCACAUGAGUGUCGCCGUUGACGAGUCUGAGAGAGACAGUGACAAUAUCAUUGAAAAGGUGGUGCAGUCGCUGGUUGCUGACGCAGAAGCCAAGGCCAAGAAGAUGGGUUUGUACAGGAGCUAUCUCCAGGCGACGUAUGCCGAGAGUUGGCAGAAUCCCAUCGAACGUCGCAGCAAGGGUACACUGAAAGAACUGCUAGCAACGAGCAAGAAGUAUGAUCCUCGACAGGUAUUCCAGAGGCAGGUUCCUGGCGGCUUCAAGUUGCCCAAGUCUCCUUAUGUCGUAGGUGUCAGGGCCGACCUUAAAUGA
Colletotrichum spaethianum is the source of this 1362-nucleotide messenger RNA. Its product is annotated as bifunctional solanapyrone synthase. Gene Ontology annotation, molecular function: FAD binding. The record is from RefSeq and is a predicted model, not a curated record. The transcript has a single exon. Lineage: Eukaryota; Fungi; Ascomycota; Sordariomycetes; Glomerellales; Glomerellaceae. The coding region runs from base 1 to 1362 and encodes 453 amino acids.